AUGGCCGGCAUGGUUGCCGCCAUGAACGACCCCUUCAUCGUCAUGACGGACUGCAGCUCUCUGGGGUUCGCCCGGGUGGUAUGGGACUUUAUCGCCUUGAAAAUCAGCCAGUACCGAAACGACGGAAACGGGCAUUGCUUCUUCGUUUUUCACCCUGAUAACGCUUGGAUGGGCGCGUUUGUGAGGCUGGAGAGGGCGGAGGGACAGCUCCCGCCCGAGUUUAUAGGUGUUGCGCACGACCUCUUUGUGCUCUGCAGAUGGAUGCUCUGCGUCAGGGUGGCGCUGGUUCAAGCCAUGGGAGAUGCUGGCAAGGGGAUCCGGUUCCAUAUUCUGAUACCGAGCUCUGAGCCGUUGGUCAUCCCGCGGCCGUUGAGCUUCAUCGAUGCCUUGUAUCCGUUGACACUCGAAGGGCCAACCAGGCGAGGGCAGACGCUCGUCUGGCUGCGCGUGGUGCCGGAAUCGGCGGGCGUGCUCAAGGAUAUCGGGGCUGUGCCGUCGCCGUGUCCCGUUGGCGCAGAGCGAAAGGCCUGUGCUGCUGUGUGUAUCAUGUGGAUUGUUGCUUCUCCUGCGCUUGUCAUGGUCUGCAAGUUGGUCUGCUCGCCGAGGACCCCGUUUUACAUGGCGCUAUCUUUGACGACUGUUUUCCAUGGCUUGGCUUUGGUCGCCACGCUGUGGUUCAAACGGGAGGUGAGGGACUAUUAUCUCCAGGAAGACGUGCCGGCAGUGUUGGGAUGA
Metarhizium brunneum ARSEF 3297 is the source of this 735-nucleotide messenger RNA. RefSeq lists its product as uncharacterized. The record is from RefSeq and is a predicted model, not a curated record. Lineage: Eukaryota; Fungi; Ascomycota; Sordariomycetes; Hypocreales; Clavicipitaceae.